Molecule: messenger RNA, 3338 nt
Organism: Macrobrachium nipponense
Lineage: Eukaryota; Metazoa; Arthropoda; Malacostraca; Decapoda; Palaemonidae
Product: synaptogenesis protein syg-2-like
Molecular function (GO): protein binding
Source: RefSeq, a predicted model, not a curated record
AUGGCAUAUCUUUUUGCAGCUGUGUAUACGUCAGCCUUAGCAAUGUUGAAUGAACGAGGGCGUCUUCCUUGUGAUGUCAGUUCAGUUUACCUGGAGAUCGAAUUGUUCUCUUUGUGGUACAGAGGGUCUGCUGGGACUCCAAUAUACAGCUUCGAUGCCAGAGGUACCAGCGUCGAUCAGGGAACCCACUGGGUUGACAACAAUUUGCUUCAGAAAAGAGCAUUUUUUCAGUUGAGUCAAACCAACAGCUGGAUAUCAAAUUCUAAAUUCGGUGCGCAUUUAGAAAUCCAGCCAGUUAAGGACAUGGAUCAAGCGGUCUACCGAUGCAGAGUGGACUACCUGUUAUCGCCUACUAAGAAUACCAUUAUCAACUUUACCGUAAUUAUUCCUCCAAACAAACCGGAGAUCUACAACACGACAGAACAACUGGUUGGGGGCAAGAAAGGUGUAUCGAUUAUCGGUCCAUACAACGAGGGGUCGAAGCUAAUUCUCGUGUGCAAGGUCACAGGAGGUCGUCCACCCCCAUUCGUAUACUGGGUGGUUAAGGAUGAGGUGUGGAGGACAGAGGUUGAGGAGGAGGUCGGUGGAAGUCUGAGAACGACCCUCGAGAUUCCCCUGUUAACAAGGAACUACCUGCACGCCGUCUUCCAGUGUCAAGCAACUAAUUUCAAUGCCUCCGCUCCUGUUACUUCAGCCGUUACGAUCGAUAUGAACUUUCGACCUUUGAACGUGACCAUAUUAAGGGGUUUCGAUCCUAUGAGCUCUUCUUCCGAUUAUGAGUUAGUUUGUAAAACCUGGGGUUCUAGACCUCCAGCCGUCAUUACUUGGUGGAAGGAUGGCGUUGAGCCCCUUAAGCAUGCAGUCAUGACGACCUCACCGGAUAAUAACGUAACAACAUCCAUUCUGAAAUACCACGCCGACAUAGCAGACAGUGGAAAGUACCUUAACUGUAGGGCGGAAAACAGAAAGAUUCUGCAAUCUGCAAUGGAGAGCACAUUGAGGUUAAAUAUAUAUUGACCACCGGAUCCCCCCAAAAACUGCACGAUAGCCAAUCAAACGACGGACACGAUAGAAGUGGAAUGCGCACCAGGAUUUGAUGGUGGUUUGGCCCAAGUCUUUUACAUGGAGGUCUAUGACUCCACCACGGACGCUCUUCAUUCAAAUCUCUCCUCAUCUGAGCCCUUCUUCCUUCUGACGUCAUUGAGGCCUGGCAUCGCUUUCAUCAUGGUGACAUACGCAGCCAAUGCCAAGGGCAGAAGCGACCCAGCCAAGCUAGAGACUUUUACAUUAAAAGUAGCCGAGAAAAGAACAGUCUAUUCCAUAACCACUCCAGGCCCUCCAGCACUAUUUGAAUUUACUCCUCUGCUUGGGAUCCUUGUUGGAUUGUUGGUCGUCAUUUUCUUGGUCGUCAUUAUCACCAUGAUCGUCAUGAAAUUCAGGAAGCUUCAACCAGGCUCAGGCAGUGCGUCUUCCAGAGACAGCUUCAAGGGGGACUUGGAAAGCAAGCCUUUGAAUUCGGCUUCACUGAGGCAGAGGACCAUAGAAGGAUCGAGUUCUGGUGAAGUUGAAGAGAAUGACCCAGAUUUAAUCCCCCAUAAAAAUGAUAAUGUGAUGGCCUACACCCAAUACGCAUCAGUGGAGAACAAGGAACCUGAUCAUUCUCAUCAGUUCAGUUCAACUUUCCAAGUGGCACAAGGUGCACGCGCAUUACCGUUACAGCACAGCUCCUCGAUGGAUGACUCGGAGGUCACCUACGUAGAACUGGCAUUACCCCAAGAAGAACAAAGCAAUUAUCCUGCCGUCAGCUCGGGUGAUCCCUGCAGCAUUUACGCUUCCAUAGACCAUACCAUGAGCAGCAGCAUAGGUCUAAGAAACAGCAGUAACAACUUAUCCACCGCCUCCACGACCACCAACAGUCACACAAACGACCCUGUCAAUAAUUACCCUCCUUUGCUCCAUAGGCGCAGCAGCAGUAGCAGCAGUUUCAGCUUCCAGAACUACCACACAAGCAACCCGAAUCUCUACACGAGCAUAGACUACAGAAGAGGCGGAGGAACAACAACCACCACUAGUCACAGCAUUUAUGCCACUCUGCCGCACCGGCGGGAUGGCUAUGCUUCCACUAGAUCUAUAUCUAGCAUCAAUACUUCUUUAGGAGGUUCGCCUCCCGCGUUCCGGGAUAUUAGACUCAGCCUGAGGACUCCCUUAGUCAGGAGGCCCAGUGAAAGCGCUGUCUAAGCGUUUCGUGGGGUCAAAAGAACUCAUGAAUAUUUUAUUUUGGUGUUCUGACGCUUGUAUUUUAUAAAAAGGAAAAAAUCUGUAAAAAAUGGAUGAAAAAUUUCGUAAUUUUAGUGACGAAAGGCAAAUAGAUCAAGGGAUUUUAUUAAAAUUUCAUAUUUUCUCGGAAACAUUCCCAAAAACCUGAAUGUGUAAGUGAAUAAAUACAUAUCGUUUUACCUACAAAGGAAAUUAUCUAGACAGUGAAUCGAGUCCAUGGAUAAGAUGAGAGACUGAAAGGUGGUUUUUAAGGGUUCUAAAAUGAAUCGUUAAAGAAAAGUACGUUGGAAUAAAAAUGUAUGUAAAAUACAAGAUAUGUCUUACCAUAUUUUUAUUUCAGUGAUAUCAACUUGCAUUAAAAUUACAGAUUUCCGAUUUCUAUAGUUCAUGAAAACAGGAAAAAUCAAUUUUCACUGAGAAAUUAUCUUCAGCAAGUAUGCAUUAUGGAAAAUAUCUACAUAUCGGAUUUACAAGAAGUUAACAAUAAAAUUUCUUAUACUAAGGAAAAACUUUAAGCUUAUCAGCAAUUAAACGGUUAUUUAAUUAGGGUUUUAACACUUCCCAAAGUUCAUACUUUUAUUACUCAAUUGUUCUUGAAAAAUUUCUCCCGAAAACAAACAUUUUCUUGUAAUGGUAUUGAAUUUUAUAUUCUUCACGAAAACCAUAGACGACUCUUGAAACAACAAAUAGCAGGCAACAUCAAGACAAAAAAGUAAUAUUUCAGAAAGCUUUCAUUAAAAAUAUCAUUGUAUUAUUAUCUUUAUUUGGGCUUUGUGAUACUUAUAAUAAGAAAAGGUAUAUUUUCAAAAGAAAAAAAGAACUAAAAAUGCAAAAUAUAUCGUUUAAUGUGUGGAUAUCAAAUACGGAAAGUUAUCUACCGAAAAUUAGUUAUUAGAACUCGAACUAUAUUUAGUGAUUCUAAUACCUAGAUGAAUCUCUUUUUGGAUUAAAAGAGAAACGUAAAACUAGUUCUGUGGUUAUGGAGUAUAUUUGUAUGUUUGUACAGAAGCUGCGUGCCUUUCUUAUAUAUACAUACAUACAUACAUACAUACAUACAUACA